Molecule: messenger RNA, 3639 nt
Organism: Recurvomyces mirabilis
Lineage: Eukaryota; Fungi; Ascomycota; Dothideomycetes; Mycosphaerellales; Teratosphaeriaceae
Product: phosphatidylserine decarboxylase
Exons: 2
Coding region: 1-3639 (1212 amino acids)
Biological process (GO): phospholipid biosynthetic process
Molecular function (GO): phosphatidylserine decarboxylase activity; calcium ion binding
Source: RefSeq, a predicted model, not a curated record
AUGCCGCGGCCACACAUACCUCAUCACCUGUCUCUGAACCGUCUCAAGUCAUCCUCUUCCACCCAUCAACAGAGCAACUCCGGAUUGUCCACUCCCCAGCCUCAGAGCCGCAAUGAGAGUCCAGCGCGCACACCAGCGGCGGUAGAAGUUGGCAGCAUGCACUUACCGAAGAAGCACAAAGAUGCAGUCGGUACCUCAGCCACGCCGGCGGCCGACCAGAGAGGCGACCACAAAGGAAUGGGUCUGGUGAUCAGGGUACAUGUGGUCAAGGCACGAAAUCUUGCACCCAAGGAUAAGAGUGGCACGUCGGAUCCAUAUCUUGUUCUUUCCAUAGGAGACGCCAAAGAAGCAACGAGUGUGGUGAGCAAGACGUUGCAUCCAGAAUGGAAUCAGACUUUCGAGUUCCCGGUGGUGGGUGCCGAUAGUACACUACUGGAAGCAGUAUGCUGGGACAAGGACCGCUUCAAGAAGGACUACAUGGGCGAAUUUGACGUCAUGCUUGAUGAAAUGUUUGGGUCUGGGCACAACAUCACAGAGCCGAGGUGGUUCAAGCUCGAGAGCAGAAGAAGUGGUCGACGGAAGAAGAAGGAUCAGAACGUGACUGGCGAAGUCAUGCUGAAGUUCACACUGUUCGAUCCACUCAAUACUGCGGCCACCGCCCAGCAGGUUUUGCAGAAGUUCUAUGGUGUGGUGGCAGAUAUCGGAGAUGAUGAUGACGAGGAUGAGGAUGACUUACUCAGCAAGAUGAACAGCCGUGAUCUCGACGACCUGAGCGAAGAGGAAGAGGACGGCGACGAUAAGGAGCGAUCAGAUGAGACACCAGACGACGAAGGUACACGAACACCUGGUGGGACUAUGAUUCUAGACAGCAACGAGAAGCAGCAGCGCCAGCGGCGGCAGAAGAUCAAGAGGCUGAAGCGUAAGAGCAAGCUCAAGACGUACGAGUUCAGCGGUGCGUCAGAUGUGGCUGGCGUACUCUUCCUCGAAAUCAGCAGGAUUACAGAUCUACCUCCGGAGCGCAAUAUGACUCGCACGAGCUUUGAUAUGGAUCCUUUCGUUGUCACGAGUCUGGGCAAAAAGACAUACCGAACCAAAGUCGUGAACCACAACCUCAACCCUGUAUAUGACGAGAAACUUGUCUUCCAGGUGCAGAGGCACGAAUUAAACUACAGCUUGAGUUUCGCCGUCGUAGAUCGAGACAAAUUCUCGGGCAACGAUUUCGUUGGCACAGCACUCUUUCCUGUAGAGAAGGUGAGGACCCUAGCACCCGAAGCUGAUCCCAAGACUGGUCUAUACAAGCUACCUGAUCCGGACGCCAUCACAGAUGCAGACACGAGACGGCGGAAGUGGCGAGUGCCGAUGUCUAGGAGUACAUCGCAGACUGGGCUCGGCAAAAGUAGCAGGAAUAGCUCCCAAACGAACCUCUCAAGGUUGACAAAAACAACUUCUAAUUCAAGUCUGAGCAAUCUGGCAGCGGCUGGUGAUGUCGGUCCUAACAAAGCUGGUCUGAAGCGACAAGAUAGCGACUCGAGUUUGAUGGAGAUCCCGCCAGCAAGACGCCCUGCGCCUACCAGUCAUCCCGCAUCCUUCAGCUCCACGAACGGACAGUCUGGUCUUGGCUCGGCGCAUGAGCAAUCUGACACAGAUGAGACUGGCUUGCUCUAUUACGAGCUACCACUUGAGCUCAAGAACAAGUCAAGGUGGGAGACCAAGCACAGCCCUGUGCUGUACAUCAGAUGCAAGUAUCUGCCAUACGAUGCUCUUCGCCAACAAUUCUGGCGAGUCAUGCUUCGCCAGUACGACGCAGACGAGAGUGGCAAGAUCGACAAGGUUGAGCUUGUGACUAUGCUAGACACUUUGGGCAGCACACUGCACAACAGCACCAUUGACGGCUUCUUCAAGCGCUUUCAAGCUGAUAAUGGUGGCGAGGACGUGCUGACAGUGAAUCAAGCUGUCAUUUGCCUGGAACGACAGCUCAGGAUCAGUCAGGAGACUCACGAUACCAUGCACAUGCCGCACUGGCACAAGAAGAAGUCUGAUGCGUCGACCUCGACUGCUCAUCUUGGUGUGGUGAAUAAUAGCUCACCCGAGGAAAGUCCUGGCGGUGGCACACCAUACCUUGGAGGCUCCGACAAUGGUCCAAGUAACCUAAGCCAAAGCACCCACUCGAUACCGACGCUCGAAGUCUCCGAUCUUGGCGAUGCUGGCGAGCGUGGCGACAGGUUACCCGAGGACGAUCUGGCCAAUACAGCCUCACAACCUAGUGCCGCUCCAGCUACGCGGUCGCCGGAACUUAGCACUUCGUCCUUCGACGGCGAAGGAUUCGACGACGACAAUGAGAGCAAGGUAGAGCACGUCGUCGAAAUUCACGAGUGCCCGAUCUGCCACCUGCCACGUCUCUCACGCGGUAAAAGGACUACUGAUGCCGACAUCAUCACUCACAUUGCUACAUGUGCAAGCAGCGAUUGGCGAGCUGUCAACAAUCUAGUCAUGGCUGGCUUCGUCACAAGCAGUCAAGCACAGCGCAAGUGGUACAGCAAGGUGAUCACGAAGGUAUCUUACGGUGGGUACAAGCUGGGUGCGAACAGCGCAAAUAUCCUGGUGCAAGACCGACUUACGGGUAUGAUCAAUGAAGAGCGCAUGAGUGUCUAUGUCCGACUUGGAAUACGACUGCUUUACAAAGGUCUGAAGAGUAGAGACAUGGAGAAAAAGCGGAUUCGAAAACUGCUGCGGUCUUUGUCAUUCAAGCAGGGCCGCAAGUAUGACGACCCGAGCUCUGCCUCACAGAUUCCAGGCUUUAUCAACUUCCAUCAGCUUAACAUGGCCGAGGUCUUGCAGAAGGCGGAAGAGUUCAAGAACUUCAACGAGUUCUUCUACCGUAAGCUCAAGCCUACAGCACGCCCUUGCUCCGCACCAGACAACCCGCACAUUAUCGUCGCUCCUGCCGAUUGCCGCUCCGUCGUGUUCAACCGCAUGGAGGAAGCACAACGCAUCUGGGUGAAGGGGCGCGAGUUCAGUAUCGAGAACCUGCUAGGUGAUGCCUACCCACAAGACGCCAAGCGUUAUCACAGCGGUGCGCUAGGCAUCAUGCGCCUGGCGCCGCAGGACUACCAUCGCUUUCACAUCCCGGUGGAUGGCAUCAUGGGCGAGCCGAAGCUGAUUGAUGGUGAGUACUACACUGUCAAUCCGAUGGCUAUCCGCAGUACCUUGGAUGUCUACGGCGAGAACAUCCGUGUCAUUGUACCGAUUGAUUCUGAAGUGCAUGGAAGAGUGAUGGUGGUAUGCGUCGGUGCUAUGAUGGUCGGUUCCACCGUCAUCACGCGGAAGAAGGGUGACAGAGUCAGGCGAGCCGAGGAGCUGGGCUAUUUCAAGUUUGGUGGAAGUACUUUGCUACUGCUCUUUGAGCCCGGUGUUGUCAAAUUUGAUGAUGACUUAGUUGGCAACAGCAAUAGUGCUUUGGAGACCUUGGUUCGUGUUGGCAUGUCAAUUGGUCACUCGCCGAGCGUUGCGGCAUACAUGCCGGAUAUGAAGAAGGACAACCCGACUCAGGAGGAAAAGCAGGAAGCGCGACGAAGAAUCGAGGGGAGCUUAGCACCAAGUGCUGGUGCAGGCGUGGACCUGUCUAUGCAGGUGAAGUAG